Molecule: messenger RNA, 3159 nt
Organism: Crotalus tigris (Tiger rattlesnake)
Lineage: Eukaryota; Metazoa; Chordata; Lepidosauria; Squamata; Viperidae
Product: alcohol dehydrogenase 1B-like
Exons: 9
Coding region: 118-1248 (376 amino acids)
Biological process (GO): retinol metabolic process; retinoic acid metabolic process
Cellular component (GO): cytosol
Molecular function (GO): zinc ion binding; all-trans-retinol dehydrogenase (NAD+) activity
Source: RefSeq, a predicted model, not a curated record
UACUACAGUUAGCUAAAAGGGAAGUAAGCGUUUUGCUAUCCAUAUUUUGAAGGCAAACUGUUUUGCACCAAGUAGAAUAACCUAGAAGAGGUGAAAUCUGUUACAAAAUCAAGGACGAUGGACACUGCAGGGAAAGUAAUCAAAUGCAAGGCAGCAGUAAUCUGGAAACAAAAAGAACCAUUUAGUAUUGUGGAAAUAGAAGUAGCUCCACCAAAAGCACACGAAGUUCGCAUCAAGAUUUUGUCUUCUGGAAUUUGUCGCUCAGAUGACCAUGUUGUAAGUGGUGCACUAAAGGCAAAAUUACCUAUUAUUCUUGGUCAUGAAGCAGCUGGUGUGGUUGAGAGUGUGGGGGAAGGUGUUACCAGUAUGAAACCAGGAGACAAAGUCAUUCCGAUUUUUCUCCCACAAUGUGGCCAAUGCAGUACUUGCCUGCAUCCUAGAGGCAACCUGUGCAAGAAGAAUGACCUUCACACAGGGUCUGGAUUAAUGGAGGAUGGCACCAGUAGAUUCACUCACAAAGGAACAGUACUGCACAAUUUUGCUGGUACCAGCACUUUCACAGAAUACACGGUGGUAAACGAGUAUUCGGUUGUCAAAAUUGAUGCUGCAGCACCUCCUGAAAAAGUGUGCCUUAUUAGCUGUGGGUUUUCUACUGGCUAUGGUGCUGCUUUAAAUGCUGCAAAGGUGAGGCCUGGUUCUACCUGUGCCAUUUUUGGACUCGGAGGAGUUGGUCUCUCAGUAGUCAUGGGCUGCAAGGCAGCUGGAGCUUCCCGAAUCAUUGGAGUCGAUACGAACAAGGAUAAAUUCCCCAAGGCUAAAGAAUUUGGUGUCACAGACUGUAUCGAUCCCCGGGAUUACCAGAAACCCAUCAAUGAAGUUAUCUUUGACUUGACUGGGGGUGAAGGAGUAGAAUAUUCCUUUGAAGCCAUUGGAAACCCUGAAGUCAUGCUGUCUGCCUUGAAUUCCUGCCAAAUAAAUUAUGGAAAGUGCAUCAUUGUGGGAGUACCCCCUUCGGAUUCUAACGUUAACUUUCAUCCAGGACUUCUCUUCUCAGGCCGCACUUGGAAAGGAACUCUGUUUGGAGAUUGGAAAAGUAAAGAUUCGAUUCCUAAAUUGGUCUCAGAUUACAUGAACAAAACGUUUAUCCUAGAUCCAUUAAUUACUCACACUUUACCAUUUGAAAAAAUCAACGAAGGCUUUGAUUUGCUUCACUCAGGAAAAUGCAUCCGUUGUGUCCUGAUGUUCUGAAGUCUCUGGUUCUGAAGAAAAAUAGAAAACCAUCAUUUCUGUCUCUGAAUCCACCGGAAAUGCAUUAUGCAGCAUAUAUACUUCAAUAAGCCAGUCAACAGAAACAGAAUUGUUCUUUUCUUUCUAUCUCUUUUCUCUCCAUUCUGGUUCAUGUGUUGUUAUUAUUACUGCUGAAUUUACCCACAAGGAAAACAACCCUGAAAUUAAGGCAGUCUCGUAUAAAAACAAAGAUUGGGCAUCAUAAACAUACUUAACAUUUCUGUGUUUUGUACACUUUCCCUAUUUCAUCAACUCUCUCCUUCUCUCUUUGAAGCAAAUUCUAGCAAUGUUUGUUCUCCUGACAUUUGUGUGUUUAUCCUGUCUGUACGCCAGUCAGUAGUUGCAUUCUGAAAAAAGCAAUAUGCCAGGAAUUUUUUUUAAGAUCAAUUCAAUGAAUAACGAUUAGUUAAUUAUGUGCCCCUAAAACAAGAUAGCAGAUUUAUAAAAUUAAUUGUGUGCGUGUGUGCUCAUAACUUUUCCCUCACAAAUUAUUUUCACAACAUAGACAAAUAGAUAGAUAUAAGGCCAGCAAGGAUAAAUUCGAAUUCUGUACAAGGUGCAAGUUUCAGUAGCUCUUACGGCUAGGGAGAUAGAAGUUGUAAUUCAUCUUAUUCUCCCUAAAUUGGGGUAAAAACUAGAUUAGAGUAUUAAGCUAUAUUUUUCAGUCUGUUUGCAAGGAUGAAAUAAGUUCAGAGAGAUGUUUCUGUUGGGCUUCAAAUCCAAAGAAACCCAUGUACAUUUAGUCUUCAUUAAGUCUCAUUAAUAGGUCCCAUUUAAAUAUACUCAGGGCUUCCAGUCAUAUUGUCUGUCUGGUAAUUCAUUCUGCUUGCGCUUCCCUCCUGCUCCUGCCAUUUAUAGAUAAAUGCAUCAUCUUGGUUAAAUGCAAUAACUAAGCAAACAAAUAUAUUAAACAUACCAAAAGCUAAAUAAUCCAAUAGCAGUAAUGAUCUGCAACAAGUUUACCUACUGCCAGUUCUAGAAACAUAGAUUUAUUUUAUCACAAUUUCUGUGCUUCCCCUCCCCCCCCACACACUUUUUUAAGCAGCAGGAUGGAAUUUAUAUUUUUACAAAUUCAAGAUGGAAAAUGAUACACAGUUUUUUUAUUUGGUACAAAUAUUAAUAGUUUGUGGCAGGUUCAUUUGUCAUUUUUAAUGUUGUGGAUUAGAAUUUUUUUUUUCAAGUAUAAGUAAAUAAAAUAAAGAGAGCCAGUUUGGUCUAGAAGUUAAGGCACCAAGUUAGAAACAAGGCUACUGUGAAUUCUAGUCCCACCUUAGGCAUGAAAAGUCAGCUGGGUGACUUUGGGUCAGUCACUCUCUCUCAGCCCCGCUCACAUAAUAGUGUUGUUGUUGUGGGUACAAUAGGAAGAGAAAGGUGUAUUAAGUACAUUCACUGGCUUGAGUUAUUUAUAAAAUAGUAAAAGUGGGAUAAUAAAUAAAUAAAUUGGUAUUAUUGAAUUGCCUCCUAAGUAAUGCCAAUUUGUAACCCAAUUCAUGGGUUACAAAUGGAAAGACAAGAUUGGAAGAAAAGCCAAUGUUGGUGAACCCUUUACAGUUAGAUUGAUUAUUUACAUACACUUAAAAAAUCAUUAGCAUCAAUAGUUGGUUCACAGCUUUCUCUUUCUCUUUUAAUAUAGAAGAUAUUGGAUGAAAAGCUCAAGAGAAAUACUUUAUCACUCAUAAUUCUUUUGCAAUUGUUUGGUACUCUUUAUCACUCAAGAGUGUUUGGAAGAGACUUCACUUAUAGAUGGACCAAUUUAGUAGAACAUAGUCUACAUUAUUCGCUAUCACUGAUGGAUUUGAGGUACUAUAAGGUUAAUAAUCUUGAGCAUUCCCAUAUAAUGAUAUUGUAAAAUAAUAAAUCUCUUGGAUCAGA